CGUUUAUAUACAUGAUAUUUGAAACGUUGGGAAAACUAUUGAUUUUGAUUGAUUGAUGAAACCGUUAUUAAAGAAAUUAUGAUAAAAAUACUCAUGGUGAUUGGUGCAUUCGGAAAAUGAGGAUUCCCAACAUUGUGCUUUUUUGUGACAUUUUUUAAAAGUUAUUUUUCGAGUUCAAUUGAUUUUGUUUUUCAUAGUGAAUUGAGGAUUAUUUUUCCAAGUGAGCGCCAAACAUACGGUGAGUGGCGUUGGUAAAGUGGAUUUGUUCCAAAUAAAUAUACAGCUGAAUCCGUCCACUUGUUGAUUUAUUACAAAAAGUGAAUGAUGGAUCUUGGGGAAAGUACGACCAGUAGAAUAAGUAGAUGGAACUCUACGCCUCACUUCCAAUUACCAGAACAACCGUCUACCAAAUUCAUUGACAGAUUUAUCCGUUUGAGAACUACAUAUUGGAACAAAGGAUACGCAGUGGUUUUGCUUGGACUUAUAGGUUUUUUCAUUACGUCGCUUCAAUUGAGUUCAUAUUUUAAGUUUAUUUGGUUUAUGGCACUACAAAAUCAAAUUGACUAUUCCUAUUAUUAUUGCAUGUCUUACACCAUGCAUGGAUAUUAUACCGGUGUAAUACUAGGUGGUGUUUUAGCAACAGUUUAUCCGGCUCACAAUAUCUUAGGAAUUUUCGUCACCAUAUCGUCGAUUGGUCAGUUAAUUUCAGUCAUAAGUAUAAGUUACUUAAACACUCACACACAUUGUUUUUUACAAUUUUUUGUCGGAAUGACAAUGGCCGUUGUGGAUGUGUCACUUUACAGAGUUUGGACGUAUUGGGUCCCACAAGAUAAACAGUCAAUACGUCACUUUCCAAUAGUAUUAGCCGAUAAAAUAUACCAUUAUAUGAUGAGAGGAAUGCAAUAUCUUUAUUAUUUCGGUAAGUGUAAAGGCAUGUGA
Molecule: messenger RNA, 939 nt
Organism: Diuraphis noxia (Russian wheat aphid)
Lineage: Eukaryota; Metazoa; Arthropoda; Insecta; Hemiptera; Aphididae
Product: putative vesicular glutamate transporter eat-4
Source: RefSeq, a predicted model, not a curated record